GUUUGAAAUUGGAAAAAAAUGAACAUUUUUUAAUCAAUUUUUUUUCUAAACUUGAAAAAAUUUGACAAACAACAAAGACAUAAUGAAUCUGAAUACGUUUAUGAUGCUUUCGUUAUUCGAAAAUAUUCUACAACCAUCGAUAGCUACAGCUAUCGAUCAUCACCACCAUCAUCGACAACGACGAGAAGAACAUAGAAAUUUAGUUUGGAGCGAUGAAUUUGAUUCCGAUCGAUUAGAUGAUCAAAAUUGGAUUUAUGAACAACAUUGUGGACGUUUUAAUCAAGAACUUGAAUGUUAUACAAAACAUCGUGAAAAAAAUGUACGAAUUGAAAAUGGACAUUUGAUGAUUGAAGUUUGUGUUGAACCAUAUAAUGGUUAUAAUUUUACAUCUGGUCGUUUAUUAACCCGGAAAUCCUGGAAAUAUGGUCGAUUUGAAAUACGUGCACGAAUGCCACAUGGUUAUCAAUUAUGGCCAGCAAUUUGGAUGUUAGCUAAACAUGAAACGUAUGGUGGUUGGCCAACUAAUGGUGAAAUUGAUAUUGCUGAAAUUAUUGGCAAUACAGCUGAUUUAAUGUCAUCAAGUAUACAUUAUGGACCAACAGUUGAAACAAUGAUUUCAAUGACAAGUGGUGUUAAGAAUUUUUCCAUCGAUCUAAGUAAAGAUUUUCAUUUAUAUACAUUAGAUUGGAAUGAAAAACAUUUACAAUGGUCAUUGGAUAAUCGACCAUAUUAUUCAGUUAAUUUAGAUCGUAUAAUGUGUUGUGAUGAUAAAUCAAUCAAAUCACCAUACACAAAAAAAGUACAACCAUUUGAUCAACCAUUUUAUCUGAUAUUGAAUGUUGCAGUUGGUGGAACAUUUUUCGGCCAACCACCUUAUGUUACACCGGAACAGGCAAAAAAAUGGCCCAAAAAUACAAUGGAAAUUGAUUAUAUAAGAAUUUUUCAAUGAAUAAAAAAUAUUCAAAUUUUAUUUCA
This is a messenger RNA of Dermatophagoides pteronyssinus (European house dust mite), 975 nucleotides long. RefSeq names its product glucan endo-1,3-beta-glucosidase-like. Gene Ontology annotation, biological process: carbohydrate metabolic process. Gene Ontology annotation, molecular function: hydrolase activity, hydrolyzing O-glycosyl compounds. The record is from RefSeq and is a predicted model, not a curated record. NCBI's taxonomy places the organism in Eukaryota, Metazoa, Arthropoda, Arachnida, Sarcoptiformes, Pyroglyphidae.